This is a messenger RNA of Lindgomyces ingoldianus, 1265 nucleotides long. RefSeq lists its product as uncharacterized. Lineage: Eukaryota; Fungi; Ascomycota; Dothideomycetes; Pleosporales; Lindgomycetaceae. The coding region runs from base 209 to 1150 and encodes 313 amino acids. The transcript has 3 exons. The record is from RefSeq and is a predicted model, not a curated record.
GUCAACUAUUUGGAUCUGGAUUGAGGAAGCCACGAUGCAGCCACGCGGCGCACAAGCCAAUACAAGCACUUCACUGACAAAAAUCUCCACAUCACCGCAAGCACACUCCUCUCUUCCGGCAACCCUCACCCACGGCGUAGGAAGCAAGCCACAUCGCAUACCUGCUUAUCAACAACCGUUCGUGCCAUAAUUUAGAGGGUUCUUCAUAAUGUCUAACGGUCCAAGCACGAGGGCGCCGACCUCGAAGGACAUUACGCACAAGACCAGCUGGAUUGUGUUCAUAACGCAAGUCAUUCUUGUGAUUUUUACUGCUCCCUACCGGCGUACGUUCAAAUUGUACACUUGGAAGCCUCUCAGGGAUAUCCGAGCUGCGGAUGGCGAUCGAAAACUACUGGUCGCGAGGGUGAAGGAUUGGAAGGCGGAUAAAUAUCAAGAGCUGCAGUCCGUUCAAGUUGCUGCAUCAUUCUGUGCUGGUGCAACCCUCGCCACGCUUUCUUGGUCGAAAUUCGAGAACCCCAUCUGGGCUGCUGACGCGCUCUGGUUUUCUUCGCUCAUUUGCUCCAUCUGGGCAGUAAUUACCUCCAUCCAGACCAAAUCCAUUCUUGACGACCUACCAAACAAAGACCAGCUCAACUCUUCUCUCCCGGAAAUAGAGCUUAAGCGUAUGCGUCGCGUUAUUCUGCGGUAUAAGAAACGACCGGGAAUUAAUCACUGGAUCAUGCUCUUCAUAUGGCAAUUUCCAAGCAUGACGAUGAGCUACGCCUGGUGCACUUUCUUAAGCGGUCUGACCGUGUACGUUUGUACGCCAUUCAUUCGAAAUGACCCAUGGAGUAAUCGUUCUAAGAUUGCCAUUACGUAUCUCAGUGUUGGGACUGUUGGCCUGUUCACCUAUGUCUUUUCUAGUGGCUUCGUGUACGCAGGAGAGAAAGACUACGAGCGCUCAGUAGCUAGCACACGGACCAACACCAACGACAUGGAGUCUGCUUUGAUAGACUCUACGAUUAGUGCGAGAUCAGCUGAAGGAACGAGACAGCAACAACCGAGUGAACCAAACAAUCCAGUUGAGCAGCUGCGUAACCGGGGAUUGCUCAGUAGUGGAACUGAAGAGCGUCAAGAUUCAGAAAGGACCAAGAAGCAGCUGUUAUAUUGAGCAACAUUCCCCUUUUGGCUCUGCAUUGUAGAGUCUGACUUCCGCUUUGGGGGUUGAUCGCUGCGGAUCUGCACUCUCUCUGUGUCCAAGCCGGACAAGUGCAGCAUGAUGGAUG